AAGGAGAGCAUGAGAUUGUCGAGUCCUUCCCACCCCGCAUCGCCGGCUUCCACCACCCCACCAUCCAAAAAGCCAACCUUUUCUAUCAAAUCCAUUCUUCUCCUCAAAUUGUCUCUAUACUUGAACAGUUCCCCUGAGAAUUUACUCCAUAUAAUCAUCCUUUUCCCUUCACAAUGCAGGCUCCAGUGCUGGUUAUGAACACUCAGUCUGGGGAGCGCCAGACUGGUAUUUCACCUAUUUUUAUAUUCCACUUUUCUCUGAUCAAGUUUAAUCCCUGAUGUGUGCUUAUACUGGUAAAUAGGACGCAAAGCUCAACUUUCGAAUAUCACUGCUGCUAAGACCGUUGCAGACAUCAUUCGGUCUUGUUUAGGCCCUAAAGCGAUGUUGAAAAUGCUGCUGGACCCAAUGGGUGGAAUUGUGUUGACAAACGACGGACAUGCUAUUCUUAGGGAAAUCGAGGUCGCACAUCCUGCUGCUAAGAGCAUGAUCGAGUUGAGUCGGACGCAGGUAUGACCGUAUUUCCCACGCUGCUUGCUGCUACCGUCACUUCUGAUACCCGAAGUGACGGGAUUCUGGGGUUUGUGUGGGCAAGUCGGGUUUUCUAUAGGAGUAACCGUUGACAUUGUCUUCUCUCUACGAAUAGGACGAGGAAGUUGGAGAUGGUACUACUACUGUUAUCAUCCUUGCCGGUGAAAUCCUUGCACAAGCUCUUCCGCAUUUACAACGCAACAUCCACCCGGUCGUCAUUAUCCAGGCUUUCAAGAGAGCUCUUGCUGAUGCCCUGGCUAUCGUUGAGGACAUCUCCAUUCCCAUAUCUACCGAUGACGACGAGGCGAUGCAUAACUUGAUUCAGUCUUCCAUCGGCACAAAGUUUGUCUCCAGAUGGUCAAAGCUGAUGUGCGAUCUCGCUCUUUCGGCUGUCCGCACUGUGGCGAGGGAUCAGGGCGGGAAAAAGGAGGUCGACAUAAAGCGUUAUGCUAGGGUCGAGAAGAUCCCUGGAGGAGAGAUCGAGGAUUCGAGAGUUCUUGACGGUGUCAUGCUGAAUAAAGAUAUUACGCACCCGAAGAUGAGGAGGAGGAUUGAGAACCCUAGAAUUCUCUUGCUGGAUUGCCCGCUGGAGUAUAAGAAGGGAGAGUCUCAGACCAAUAUCGAAAUUAGUAAGGAGGAGGACUGGAGUAAGAUCUUGGAAAUAGAAGAAAGGCAGGUCAAGGCUAUGUGUGACGCCAUUUUAGCAUUCAAGCCGGAUCUAGUCAUAACUGAGAAGGGAGUUUCUGGUGUGCCUCCCCAUGGUUAUCUGUUGGGACGAACGACUGACGAUGCUACCUUAAGAUCUUGCUCAACACUACCUUCUCAAGGGCAAUGUAACAGCUCUUCGCCGUGUCAGAAAGACCGAUAACAACCGUAUCGCCCGUGCCGUUGGUGCUACAAUUGUGAACCGUGUGGACGAUAUCAAUGGGUCAGAUAUUGGCACUAAAUGCGGUCUCUUUGAAAUUGAGAAGAUUGGUGAUGAGUACGCGAUCUUAAUCCUACCCCGUGAAAUUUGAGGACCCCGUGAAGACAACACAGCUGACCCUCUUAGAUACUUUUCGUUUAUGACAAAGUGUGAAGAUCCUAAAGCUUGCACAAUCCUCCUCCGUGGGCCCUCUAAGGAUAUUCUUAACGAAAUCGAACGCAAUCUACAGGACGCAAUGUCAGUGGCACGCAAUGUCUUUUUCCACCCCCGUUUGGCCCCUGGAGGCGGUGCGACUGAGAUGGCUAUCUCUGCACGCCUUGCUGAGAUUUCAAAGUCUAUCGAAGGUGUGCAGCAGUGGCCGUACAGGGGGGUUGCGGAGGCCCUGGAAGUGAUACCUAGGACAUUAGUGACAAAUUCUGGUGCCAGCCCGAUAAGAGUGCUCACCCAGCUACGUGCAAAACAUGUCGCGAAGGAGCAUACUUGGGGGAUUGACGGUGAUACCGGCAAGAUUGUUGAUAUGAAGGAAUAUGGUGUCUGGGAGCCUGAGGCGGUGAAGCUACAAAGCGUUAAGACAGCUAUUGAGGUGGGGAGAGGAAACCUGUAUAAAUGUCUGGAUUCACAUUUUACUGACAGUUUUUCUAGUCUGCGUGCCUUCUCCUUCGUGUUGAUGAAAUCUGCGGCGCCAAGGGAGCUAAAAAGGGCGGUGGGGGUGGUGGGGGUCAAGAGGAAUAGACAAAAGUUACUGGGACAUAGACUAUUUCAUUGAGCCUCUCGGGCAAGGUUAUAUCAGAAACUAAUUGUGCUAUCAUACAUG
This is a messenger RNA of Tuber aestivum (summer truffle), 2267 nucleotides long. NCBI's taxonomy places the organism in Eukaryota, Fungi, Ascomycota, Pezizomycetes, Pezizales, Tuberaceae. The record is from the annotation of a GenBank genome assembly.